CAAACCUGGUGUACAAGAAGAGAGGGCAGGCAGACCAGCUCUGCUCACAUGGACAACAAGCACAAACUCUAACCUGCUCAUUAUCUGCACAGGGAAAAUGCAUGUGGGGGAUUUGGUAUUUUUUGGAUCUGACUUGGCACAUGUGCUUGAAAUGUGUUUUUCCAUUUGUUUUUAUUGUUCUCAGAUGACAAACAGAAAGUGAUUUAAUGGACUUCUGUGUCCUGUUAACAUCAACAGGUUAAUCUUUCUUAUGUCUUAAAGGCUUCUCUGAGAUGUCGACUCAGUCUCAGACUAACGUAACAAUUGGACUGGGGUUCCUGGAAAGAGUGAUGCUUUCCACUCUGACUACACUACCAUGCUGUGUGUUUCUCUUCAUUAAUGGGACCAUGUUAUUCACCUUGAGGAGUAAACUUGUGUUUUGUGAGACCUCUCGUUACAUUCUUCUGUAUAACCUCCUUUUCUCAGACACAAUCCAGAUGUCACUGAGUCAGUUACUGUACCUGCUGUCUGCCUGGAGAUUAAGACUGACGUAUCCUGUCUGUGGUCUUCUUGUCAUGUUUGCCGGGCUCACAAAUGAAGUCUCCCCUCUCACACUGGUGGUGAUGUCUCUGGAGAGAUAUGUAGCUGUGUGCUACCCACUGAGGCACGCUACCAUCAUCACCAUCAGAAACACAGCAGUGGCUAUCAUUGUGGUUUGGGCCUUUUGUUCACUAAAUGUCCUCACUCGAGUUCUUUUGCUGUUGGAUUUUCCAUUUUCAGACCUGGGCAGUCUGCAGAUGACAGAUCUUUGUAAUUCACUAGUCAUGUCUAUUGGCCCAAUGUCUGAUAUUUAUGACAAAGCAUAUACUUGUUUUCUGUUUACUUCAGCUGGUGUUGCAGUUAUUUCUUCCUAUAUUGGUGUGGUGAUAGCAGCCAGGUCAGCCUCCACAGACAAAGCUUCAGCCCGUAAGGCUCGUAACACACUGCUGCUGCAUCUGGUACAGCUGGGUCUCACUUUCUCUUCAACCAUUUACACCCAAUUAAUUUUACUAAUCUCGAAUACUGUUUCGAGAUUAGUACGUGUACGUAUGCAGAAUUUUUUGUAUGUAGUUUUUUUCAUUCUGCCCAGAUGUCUGAGUUCUCUGAUCUAUGGACUCAGAGACCAGACUAUCAGACCCAUACUUGUGUACUAUUUAUGCUGUCGACUGACACUCUCACCCCAGUCAAGGCUGAGGCCUAAGAUAAAUGGAGUGAAUUAACCUCUCUAUAUGUUUUUUGAACUAAUGCUUGUUGUUUUUUAGGUUCAACUAUUAAUUUGUAAGUAUUUCUUGAAAUACACUUAUAGAAUCUGUUCAAAAUUAUCAUUCAACCAAGAAAAGCUGUUAAUCACAAAUAUUUCACCGUGAAUCUUAUCGUUAAAUGUGUGAUGUAGUUGCAGCUCUUAUGUAUCUAGGGCAAUUUCCUCAAACCUUUCAAUUGCAGUAAAUAUGAGAGCAGUAACUAUAUGUUUGUGGCAUAAUAAUGAAAUAAAGUAAAAUGAUAUUAGA
Molecule: messenger RNA, 1526 nt
Organism: Dicentrarchus labrax (European seabass)
Lineage: Eukaryota; Metazoa; Chordata; Actinopteri; Moronidae
Product: odorant receptor 131-2-like
Exons: 1
Coding region: 273-1238 (321 amino acids)
Biological process (GO): G protein-coupled receptor signaling pathway
Cellular component (GO): membrane
Molecular function (GO): G protein-coupled receptor activity
Source: RefSeq, a predicted model, not a curated record